Messenger RNA from Erinaceus europaeus (western European hedgehog), 1256 nucleotides. RefSeq names its product coiled-coil domain containing 113 (gene CFAP263). The transcript has 9 exons. The coding region runs from base 93 to 1256 and encodes 387 amino acids. Lineage: Eukaryota; Metazoa; Chordata; Mammalia; Eulipotyphla; Erinaceidae. The record is from RefSeq and is a predicted model, not a curated record. Gene Ontology annotation, cellular component: axoneme; ciliary basal body. Gene Ontology annotation, biological process: cilium assembly.
AUCCCGUCGCAGUGCGAGUGACGCGACCCUGUAACAGGCUGCUGGCGCUCGGGGCCACCUGCGGCUGAGCCGGGGGUCGCUUGGCCGCAGCGAUGAGUGACAAGAUACUGAAUGAGGAGGAAUCUGAUGGCGCUGCCGCAGAGUUACAGAGUGGGGACGAGAAUGAGCUGCCUGUUAUCCAACUCUGCGGGCUAGUGGAGGAGCUCAGCUAUGGAAACUCUGCUCUCAAAACUGAAACAGAGAUGUUUGAGAAGUAUUACAAUAAACUGGAGCCCAGUGAUCAACGACAUGCACGUUUAUCAGAGAUAAAGAAAGUAGGAUCAGAAUUUGCACAGUUUCGAGCCAGGCGUAAAUCCAAAUCCCGUGGAGAACGUACUGGCCUCAGUGUUGACCAAAAAUGUGAGCUUAUGCAAAAGGAACUAGAAGACACAAAGGAUGAACUACGACACUUAAGGGCAAAUGCUGAACGAGACCUACAGCACCAUGAGGCUAUCAUUGAAGAAGCUGAAAUUCGAUGGAUUGAAGUUAAGAGAGCAGUGCAUGAGUUUGAAAAAGACAUUCUAAAAACCAUAUCCAAGAAAAAAGGGAGUAUUUUGGCCACUCAGAAAGUGCUGAAGUAUAUUGAAGAUAUGAACCGUCGAAGGGAUAAUAUGAAGGACAAAUUACGUUUGAAAAAUGUUUCUCUCAAAGUUCAGAGGAAAAAAAUGCUUUCACAGCUGAGGCAGAAGGAAGAGGUGGGUGAGGCCCUCCAUGAUGUCGAUUUUCAGCAGCUGAAGAUUGAGAAUGCUCAGUUUUUAGAGACAAUUGAAUCGAGGAAUCAAGAGCUGAUUCAUCUAAAACUGGCAUCUGGAAACACCCUGCAGAUCCUCAGCACAUACAAAAGCAAACUACAGCGAGCAAUGGAGUUGUCUGUCAAUUUGGAAAAGGAAAUCCUGCUGAGAAAUGAAUUACUCGAAAAACUUGAAAGUGAAACCCAGCAAGUGGAAGAGGACCGGGCCAAAGCAGAGGACUCAAACAGGAAACUCCGAAAACAACUGGCAGAGUUCCGAGCGCCUCCGGUGAUGAUGUAUGUCCAGGAGAAGAUCUUAAAUGGGGACCUAGAAAAGACCAUCAAGAUGUGGGAAAGGAAAGUGGAGAUUGCAGAGAUGUCCUUAAAAGGCUACCGCAAGGCUUGGAAUAAAAUGAAAAAAGCCAAUGAGCAGUUGGAGGCAGAGGGAGGUCAUGGCUGCAGACCAAAAAAUGAUCUAUUAAAGUAA